UUUUGGUUUUGAAACUCUUAUGUAGAAGAUGGGUUCUCUCACGCCGGGUUGGGAUUCACUGGUUUCUGAUCCUAAAGCAGUGAAGUACAAGAGAAAUAAGUCAUUAACAAAGGAGGAAAUAAAUUCUUAUUGGAGAUCAAAGAAAGAGCAGAAGGACAAGAAGGAAAUGGAGAAGGAAGAGGAUAAUCACUACCACCCAAGCUCAAGCUCAUCAGGGCAACUACUCAACGAAAUCCAGGAGGGUAUUGUUGUUGACCCAGCAGAUAGUCAAACCAGUCUGGAUAAAUUGACCCAGACACAUGGCUGGUGGGUAAAGAGCAAUUGGGCACAUCUAAACGAGCCACCACCACCCGAGGAGGCGGUUCACCGGUGUGUUUCUCAGUUUCAUGUGCCGAACAAGGCUUCUGCUGCUACCUCCGACAGCAGCUCAUCAAAUCAUCUUCAUGCGAGAAUCAGCUCGUGAACGGUGCUGGCUUGUACGUCAUGCCCCGGCCACCAUGUAUUGGAUGUUUUUUUUUGUUCUUUGCAGUCACACUUCGUAAUAUAUAUAUAUAUAUAUAUAUAUAUAUAUAUAUAUAUAUAUGUAAUGUUGCUAUUUGUAAUAAGGUUUACUUUUGAAUAAGUUAAGUUUUUUUUUGAAAUAGGUUAAGUUUUUUUGAAUAAGUUAAGUUAGUGUAUGCCAAAAUAAAGAAAACCGUUGCUGGAAUUGCUGCCUCAGCGUGAUCCACUCCUACUUAGUUUUCUUUGUAUAAAAAAACGUUCUAUUUAACAAACUACUCCUACCUUAUAAAGAAAAGGUAGUCCUUCCUUUAAACUUGGUUUUAACCGAUUAAUCUGAGGUUGAUUUUUAUAUUGGGAAUGUCAAUGGAAAUUUUAUAUUUGAAUGUUAUUUAUCCCUUU
Cuscuta epithymum is the source of this 900-nucleotide messenger RNA. Lineage: Eukaryota; Viridiplantae; Streptophyta; Magnoliopsida; Solanales; Convolvulaceae. The record is from the annotation of a GenBank genome assembly.